AUGGAGAGCGGUGGAUCGGUGCCAGAAGAUCUUUCAGGUCCAGGUCCCUCGUCAUGGCAGCUCGUUGGAGUUCCUGGAUCAACCGCCAAUGGUGGCCACGCAGAACCUGACGACCACGCGGGUCGCCACCAGCACCGCGUCAUAUCAGAAAGCUCUUCCAGAGUCCACCUUCUCACGGUUCUCUGGUCCAUUGCCCCGACAGACCAACGAGAGACGCCGGUGGAAAAGGCAGCCGCGUCAGGGCGACGACGCUGGCCGGUCGAGACCGCCGGCGUCGCCCCACCGGGGGUUAGCCCUAACGGUGCCAUCCCGAAAGAUGAAGCCGAAGUUGGAGAACUGGAGAUCGGAGAUCUGACAUAUCAUCAACUCAACUCCACCACGCGUCCUCCCAGCUUGCGAAUGGUCGACUGGUCUCGACAAUUCGAGACCGUCGACCUGAACUCCACCAGGAUGGUUAAAUACCCUCCUCUGCGCUCUUGA
Aspergillus affinis is the source of this 480-nucleotide messenger RNA. RefSeq lists its product as uncharacterized. Bases 1 to 480 code for a protein of 159 amino acids. NCBI's taxonomy places the organism in Eukaryota, Fungi, Ascomycota, Eurotiomycetes, Eurotiales, Aspergillaceae. The transcript has a single exon. The record is from RefSeq and is a predicted model, not a curated record.